AUGUCCGGUAUCGAGCCACGACCGUGGAAUGGCACAGCUUCUGGUCCGGCAAAACGAAAGAGCUUCGGCCCCAUUGCAAGUGUAGGAGGGGCGAAAUUUCAGUCGACAACCGUUUCCCUGCCCAAGGCGGGAGCAGCACUUUCGAAAAAGCCACCAUGUUCCGAAGCAUCCCGUCAAAACUAUCAUCGUCCCGUCCAGUUCCACGCGCUUUCCACCCUCUGGAAGGAGUCCGAGCGUGGACUGCUCACACCGAUGGCUUGGUCGAAAGCUUCUGCUCGUCUCAGAUGCACGUUCCGCAGCUCCCGGUAA
This is a messenger RNA of Pseudozyma hubeiensis SY62, 309 nucleotides long. Its product is annotated as expressed protein. The transcript has a single exon. Lineage: Eukaryota; Fungi; Basidiomycota; Ustilaginomycetes; Ustilaginales; Ustilaginaceae. The coding region runs from base 1 to 309 and encodes 102 amino acids. The record is from RefSeq and is a predicted model, not a curated record.